AGAGUGUUCAAAUGCUCUGGAGGCCAUGUCCCAAGGCGCAACUUGUGCUGUGAAAGUUGUGGCCAACAUUGUUGUCAACAUCAUUUCCAUCCUGUCACUGGUGGCUUUUCUCGACACUGUACUCUCCUGGCUGGGUGCAAUGUUUGGCUGUCCACAACUCAGCUUCACGCUCAUCUGCUCCUAUGUCUUCAUGCCUCUGUCCUUCAUGAUGGGGGUUUCCUGGGAGGACAGUUUCAUUGUUGCUGAGCUGAUCGGCAUAAAGGCAUUCCUCAAUGAGUUCAUGGCCUAUCAGAAGUUGUCAAAAUUAAUCAAGAGACGGAAGGCAGGAGGUCCUGAAUAUGUGAACGAUGUAAAGCAGUAUAUUUCU
This is a messenger RNA of Monopterus albus (swamp eel), 367 nucleotides long. Its product is annotated as solute carrier family 28 member 3-like. Gene Ontology annotation, biological process: purine nucleoside transmembrane transport; pyrimidine nucleoside transport. The annotation marks the transcript as partial. NCBI's taxonomy places the organism in Eukaryota, Metazoa, Chordata, Actinopteri, Synbranchiformes, Synbranchidae. The transcript has 2 exons. Gene Ontology annotation, molecular function: pyrimidine- and adenosine-specific:sodium symporter activity. Gene Ontology annotation, cellular component: plasma membrane. The record is from RefSeq and is a predicted model, not a curated record.